Molecule: messenger RNA, 1035 nt
Organism: Annulohypoxylon truncatum
Lineage: Eukaryota; Fungi; Ascomycota; Sordariomycetes; Xylariales; Hypoxylaceae
Exons: 1
Coding region: 1-1035 (344 amino acids)
Source: RefSeq, a predicted model, not a curated record
AUGUCGUUCAGUGUUACUCCCCGAGGACGUGGUCGUACCGUCUACACGAAUCGUGUAUAUGAAAUCGACUUAACACCAAUUCCCUGCAAGCUGAAGGAACUCUGCCGCCGCACUGCCGCAGGCCGGGUUCAAAAGCCAGCCCACAGUCAAUGGCCUGGAUUUGUAUCAAGUCUAUAUAAAGACUCAAGGGACCUCACAAGUUACUUACGCGCGGGAUUCUCAGACUAUAUGGCAAGAAGAUACCAACACCUACCUCUUGGUGCUUGCAUAGGAUGGCUCAGAGAUCCUAUCACGAAACAGGAAAAGCUGUACAUCAAAGACCACUUCUCAGGGGCCAUCCGGCCCAAGCGAAUGACGGAUGACAUGUGGAACGCCAUGCCCCGAGAUCAACUCGCAAGACGCCAGGAAGAAUGGCUAGAAGCCAAUCCGCCCGAACCAGACUCAGAUAUCGAGGGUGACGAUGACGACGACACUGACGACGACACUGACGACGACACUGACGACGACACUGACGACGACACUGAUAAUAACGUUGACAAUACCCUUGGCAAUAACGUUGAUGAUAAAGAGCCAACCCCCAACAACUCACCGGUCAGCGAGGAAGAUGAAGAUCCCGAAGAUGGCGAUAAUUCUGCUGCCUCACCUAGCGACUCCAGUGAUCACAGCGACCGUGAUGAUCAAGGCGAUUCUGGUGACGAUAGCGAUCACAGCGAUGGCGGGGACGACAACAACAACUACGACGGCGACGAUGAAGAGUAUAGUAGCGAUUCCGGCUAUUCCAGUGACUCUAGCGAUCAAAGCGACGAGAACAGUGGAAGCAAGGAAACACGCCAAGACACAAACAGUCGCAAAAACAACAACCAGGUCGAACAUGACCCAGCGUUCUAUGAUCUAGAGAGACCGCCCAUAGACCCGGUGACCAUACGGUUACGGGAUCUCAAAGCAGAGUUCGACAAAAAUGAAGUCGAGCGCCGGCGGCGCGAACGGGCGGAGAAUCGAGCUGCUUGCAUGCGAUGGCGGAUACAUCGAAGAUAA